CACUAUCAUAAUCACAUGAUUUGCAAGUUGUCAAAAUGUCCCACAGCGGUGUGAAAGGAAAACUGAUAGCUGUUAUUGGCGACGAGGAUACAUGUACGGGGUUCCUCCUUGGUGGUGUGGGUGAGCUUAACAAGAAGAGAGAGCCAAACUUCCUUGUGGUGGAUAAAAACACCAGUCGACAUGACAUAGAAGAAACAUUUCGUGGUUUUCUGAAGAGGGACGAUAUAGCCAUUAUUCUGAUCAAUCAGACAAUAGCUGAGGAAAUCCGGUUUGUGAUAGACACACAUAAUGAGCCGUUGCCAGCUGUUCUAGAAAUCCCCAGUAAAGAUGCCCCCUACGACGCCAGUAAAGACUCCAUUCUCCGACGAGCAAAGGGUAUGUUCUCCUCUGAAGAUAUGCGAUGAGGUUCCACAUCAAUUAGGCACAGCAAUUUAGAAUAUUGAACAAAUUAUCAUUGUACCUGUAUUUAAUAUGUAUUCCAGCAUUUUGGUAGUGUAUACCAGAAUACAGAACCAACCCUGCAUCUGGACGUUAAAACUGCACAAAUUUUAUAUGAAACUGCUUUGAUUUCAACAAAACAAACAAAUGUAUGAGGGCUAUUUCAGUAAAAAAUCUAUCCCGCCCCCAGAACUUCAGGUUUUGAUAUGGGAGCACCACCCUUAAAAUCAAAUUAAUUAUUUACAUAUGGAAGUUGUAGGCAGGAACCUGACCAUGGAAAUUUCUUUUUAUCUUAGGGACUCGGGUCUGGUAGAUUUUUACUGGAAUAGCCCUAAGGAUGUACAUUCCGAUUAACAUCAUGUCUCGCGCUGACAAAUGACAAGUAAUAUUAAGCAAAACAUACUGUGUCUGGCAUACUUUUAUCCUUUCUGGAAAACAGAAUAUAUUCAAAUAAUUAUUAUUCAAAUUGUAAUAUUGAAAGAAUAUCUUAAAAUGGUUGGUUCUUCCAGAGUUUCAUUUGGCUCAUUUGGUGUUUAUAUAGUCUGUUAUGAAUUAAAGUCAUACAUUGAUGCGAAGUUUUUGGAUCUCUUGUGAUAUACAUGGUGGUAAUGACUGUAUACAUAGUCAGUAGAGUGAAAUCCUGUGUUGUAUAUAGAGAGUAUCUGUUCAUAUAUUUGUGACCAUUUACGUUUAUUAAAUGAUUUCUUCUAUAUAUACCCAUCCAUGCAUACCAUUAUUUACCAUGGAAUUGACAUGCAUUCCUUCAUAUUUUACAUUUUGAUAAAUGAUGUGGGGUAAAAGAAUUUUCUGAAUCAAAGCUGAUUAUCAGUUUGUCGACUGUGUUGCUAUUUAUCAUAUCAAUAUCAAAUUCAUUUCAAUGCCAAAUGAACUGAUGUGUACUAGAAACAUGUAGUACAGGUACUAGUUUUGUCCGUCAAUACAUCUUUAUUACAGACAAGGCUAAAGUACCGGGGGGCUACCCGAGUAGUAAGCAUAUGAAUGUCGUGAAUUUAUUACAUUGUAUGUAUUUUCGGUAAAAUCUUAAUAUUAUACCCAUCACAGGGGCUUAUAAUAUCUACUGUAAUCACAGGGGCUUGUAACCUAUACUAUAGCUCUUAGAUUUUUAAGUUUGCUAAAACAGAAUUUGCUUAAUUCAUUGCGCUUCUGAUAUAAAAAGUUAGGCAGGAUUUUUCAACAUUUAUGAUUUUGUGCAAAAUUUAUACCCUGCAAGAUUUGUUCCAGGAGCAAAUCUGAAAGCAUACAAUAUUUAUGAAUUACGUAAACAGAAUAUUAAAUGUAUAUCAUUUUUAUUUCACAUUUUUGACAGAGAACCUAUACUGCUAAUAGUGCUUCACCACAAAAGUGGUAUUUAUUGCGAUGGAACAAGAUUUUAGCAUUGUUUAACAACAUCUAGUCAAAUAUUAUUACGGUAGAAAUAUUACAUUAUUUUAACUGCGAUUAUUGUUGUAAUAUAUUCUUCAUUCUUGCCACCUUACUGUAAUUGACAAAGAAACAAAAUUUGUAUUAGGUUUUCCAAGCUUUUAUGAAAGUAGAUGGUUUUGAAUUGUCAUACUAAACAAGUACAUGUAGUACUGGAAUGAUCAAUAUUGUGAAGAAAAAAAGUUAUUUUUCAAGUCUCUUUUGAAUUUAAAAAAUAAAUGUUUGCUACUUAAUAUCGGAAACAUUGGUGCAUGUAUCCCUGUUAUUAAUUCUGUUACUUGAGGUUGAUAUUAUUUUUUGUUUAUGCUGAUGAGAAUGGAGACUAAGUAUAUAUAUAUAUAUGGUGUAAGGGUGAACGAGUGUUUGUAUAAUGUGACCAGUAGGAUUGUGCUAGCAAUAAAUAUUAGCCAAGGUAA
This is a messenger RNA of Mizuhopecten yessoensis (Yesso scallop), 2294 nucleotides long. RefSeq names its product V-type proton ATPase subunit F-like. The coding region runs from base 36 to 404 and encodes 122 amino acids. Lineage: Eukaryota; Metazoa; Mollusca; Bivalvia; Pectinida; Pectinidae. The transcript has 5 exons. Gene Ontology annotation, biological process: proton transmembrane transport. Gene Ontology annotation, molecular function: proton-transporting ATPase activity, rotational mechanism. Gene Ontology annotation, cellular component: membrane; proton-transporting V-type ATPase, V1 domain. The record is from RefSeq and is a predicted model, not a curated record.